UCGGCUCAGUUCAGCUCAGCUCCAUUCAGCUCGGCUCGGCUCAGCUCGGUUGCAGACAGCAGUCGGGGGUUGGCGCCCCGGUCAGUGCUGGGGAUCCCCGGCGAUGGGCGGCGGGCAGGGGCUCACCCUGCGGGCACUGGUCCCAGUGGCUAUCGGGCUGCUGGGCUGCGGGCUGCUGGGCUGCGCUGGGGCCAGUGAGUAUGACUACGUCAGCUACCAGUCUGACCUGGGGCCGUACCCUGGCGGACGCUUCUACGCCAAGCCGCACCAGUGUGUGGCCAUCCCCGCCGACCUGCGGCUCUGCCACAGCGUGGGCUACGACAAGAUGGUGCUGCCCAACCUGCUGGACCAUGAGACCAUGGCCGAGGUGAAGCACCAGGCCAGCAGUUGGGUGCCACUGCUCAACAAGAACUGCCACAUGGGCACUCAGGUCUUCCUCUGCUCCCUCUUUGCUCCUGUCUGCCUGGACCGGCCGGUCUACCCGUGCCGCUGGCUCUGCGAGGCCGUGCGCGACUCCUGCGAGCCCGUCAUGCAGUUCUUCGGCUUCUUCUGGCCAGAGAUGCUCAAGUGUGACCAGUUUCCCCAGGAUGAUGUCUGCAUUGCCAUGACAGCUCCCAAUGCCACUGAGGUCUCCAGGCCCAAAGGAACGACGGUCUGCCCCCCGUGCGACAACGAGAUGAAGUCGGAGGCCAUCGUGGAGCACCUGUGUGCCAGCGAGUUCGCUCUGAAGAUGACCAUCAAGGAAGUGAAGAAGGAGAACGGGGACAAGAUGAUCAUUCCACGGAAGAGGAAGGCGCUGAAGCUGGGGCCCAUCCGGAAGAAGAACCUGAAGAAGCUGGUGCUGUAUCUGAAGAACGGGGCCGACUGCCCCUGCCAUCAGCUGGACAACCUUGGUCACUACUUCCUCAUCAUGGGCCGCCAGGUGAAGACCCAAUACCUGCUGACGGCCAUCUACAAGUGGGAUAAGAAGAACAAAGAGUUCAAGAAGUUCAUGAAGAAGAUGAAAUCUCCCGACUGCCCGACGUUUCCAUCCGUCUUCAAGUGAUGCUGUGGGUGGCAGGAGGGCUGCCACCUGGACCUUGUGUGGCCCGGCACGGCAGCUCAGUCUUGCUCCUCUGCAGCAGGGAUGCUGGAGCCAAGCCUCCAGCUCCUGCUGCUCCUUGGAACUCCUCUCACCAUCCCCAGCCCUCCCACCUCCCCUCUGCCGGCAUUUUCCUGAUCGUCUGGGUGUGCAAGUGUGACGCGCGUGCACCAAACAGUCGCUGAGGUCACACGUGAUUUACACCCGCAAUAUCCAAAGACCCAUUUCUGUACGGAUAUGAACAUUUAUUUACAUAGCAGUUAUCAGGUAAAGAUGGCAAGCGGAGGGGUUUGGAGUUAUGCCUAGAGAUUACAUGACUGCAGAAGGACAUUGUGAUCGUGUUCCUUCAGUCUUCAUGGCUGCAGGAUCGCCCUGAAUUAAUUGCUGUUUGAACCAGAGCCGGCCAAUUAGAAAACCAGCCCAUUCUCACAAGAAAGUUAAUGAGCGAGUAGCGGAGAACCCAUUACAACCUCUGAUAAAACCCGCUAAUAGCCCUCACUGUAAAAAAAAUAUCCCAUUAUAGUCUAAACUUGCUUAGUCGAGGCCUUAACCCCGGGGUCCUUGUGGUACCCUGAGCAGCUGGGUCGGGAGCCCUCUGGUACCCGCAUCCUUGGAAUGCGGCACUGGGACAUCUGCAGUGGCCUCUGCUGAGCUGAGCUGGCUGAGCCCCUUAAACCCAGCGCCGCGCUGCUCCCUCUCCGAGAUCCACGCAAUCCUGCCCGGUUUGACGGUGCCGCAGCCCCAGCGCGGAGGCGGCUCGUGGCAGAGGGAGAUGCUUCUGGCCUCGCCUGGACCCCAGCUGCGGUGGUGCUCCGUUGAGCAUCCCCUUCCCUCUCGCCUCCAGCAUCAGCCCCCACCGCAGAGUCCGCUGCCCGCGGGGAUGCUGCUGCUGCCCAGACGUGUCGGUCGGCUCUCGCCGUGCCCCGUUUGAUGAUCAGCCCUGCAGCCUGGGAUUCCUGCUGGGGAGAGCUCCCUCCCCCAGCCUGUGUCACUCCUGAGCUUCACCAGGGGUGUUUUUACAGCUUUUUCGGGCUGCUGGCAGAACACCCGAUCGCAGAGCGCCGAGGACUGGUCCCUGUGGAGCGCCAUGGGAAAAGCAGCGCUUCCAUCUUCCCCUCUCUGCAGUCGCUGUGGGACCUAUCAGUUUCCAGGUUUUUUUUGUCUGUUUGAUGUGUGACAACUUGGCUUCGUCUCCUUCUGGGUUUUUUUUUUUCCUUCUUAAUCAAAAUGUCAUGUUAGUGUGAGGUCAAAUAGUUUAUGAAAGACAAAGAAUAUUGCAUCCAAAUGAUUACUUUUAUCAUCCAAGCUGAAAUUCAUUAUUCUGCUAAUUGGAGACGUUCUCUUUUCCACGGGCCUGUAUUGCUCCACGUUAAUUACGCUAUCCUGCUUCCACUCCAUGUUCUCAUCAAUCACGGCUCCUCAGAGAGGGAAUCUCUUGCGAUCUGAGAUAAUCCGGUUGUGUUGCAGUUAAGUCAGAUAACAAAUCCUCAAUUUUGAGGUUUAAACCAACCCCACUCCAAGCUGGUAAAUGAAUUAUCCUUUAGCUCAGGAUUGCCUUUUAUUCCCCAUGUGGGCACAGAGCUGUGGACUUGACUGUAGAAGAAUUCCAUGAAGAAGCCAAGCGCGCUGAGGAAUGCUGUUCCACAGCGAACAGAACGAUGGAUUUAGGAUGUGAUCUCUCUAGAAAAGUCCCGCUAGGUUGUCUUAGACCACCGUUUGUAGUAGCGUUGUUCCUUUGAUGCAAAAUUAAUCAUUGUAGAUAAUGUGCUUUAGCAGUGAAUUAAAGAAAUAAAUAAACCAUAGGCUUUAACAGCACAGAUAGACGAGGUGAAGCGAUGGAGCUGCUGACAAAUCCAGCCUGGUCAGCAGUGCCUGGAGGCUGGGACAGGCUGAGCAGAAAGGCUGGUUAUCUUGGAGCAGUCGCAGGGAUGGGGACAGAGACCCUCUGCCCCACCAGCUUCCCUUCUGCAGCCGAGCUGCGGCGCGGAGGGAGAAUUGGCUGUGCGUGAGGGAGAGAUGCUUGAGCAUCGAAUGGAGCUGGGGGUCUCAUGCUGUCACCCGGGCUGCUGGUGGGCGUCCUUCAGCCUCCGCUAGACA
Messenger RNA from Cuculus canorus (common cuckoo), 3178 nucleotides. RefSeq names its product secreted frizzled related protein 1 (gene SFRP1). NCBI's taxonomy places the organism in Eukaryota, Metazoa, Chordata, Aves, Cuculiformes, Cuculidae. The coding region runs from base 104 to 1045 and encodes 313 amino acids. Gene Ontology annotation, molecular function: Wnt-protein binding. Gene Ontology annotation, biological process: canonical Wnt signaling pathway; negative regulation of canonical Wnt signaling pathway; non-canonical Wnt signaling pathway. The transcript is spliced from 3 exons. The record is from RefSeq and is a predicted model, not a curated record.